This is a messenger RNA of Hermetia illucens (black soldier fly), 1352 nucleotides long. RefSeq lists its product as uncharacterized. The record is from RefSeq and is a predicted model, not a curated record. Lineage: Eukaryota; Metazoa; Arthropoda; Insecta; Diptera; Stratiomyidae. The coding region runs from base 383 to 1309 and encodes 308 amino acids. The transcript has 4 exons.
CUGACCAAUUCAGUAUGACAAUUGCAUCUGGUAUAAGAAAUUCGGUAUAAUAUUUGCUUGACAGAACUUUUGUUUUGAUUUAAUUCGGGUUUUUAUAAGUGCCGUCCUUACCUAAGGAAGUGAAAUAUUAUUCACAAGCGACGAUUGGACAACAACGGGAUGUAAGCAAAAUGUAAAGAUCUUCAAAGAUUUCCUGAAGACUGAACGAUGGCUGACUCUGAGUUAAUUCUUUUCGGUUAGUUACUAAAUCUUGCGGGAGCUGAAACACAUCGCCAGAAACCGAUAACGAUAGCGAGUAGAAUUCGCAACUGUAGCACAACAAUCGAGAAACUGACUUGCUACCAUCUGAUUACAUCGUCAGAGAGAUUUCAAUAUAAAAAAAAUGGCAGCGGAUUGCAGGGUGGCCUGUGAAAACUGGUCUUUAGUAAGAGGCGAGAUCAUACAACAGGCGCUCAUUGUUAAACGAAUCAGCACAUCUGAAAAGUAUGAGCACCCACCACUGGACGAAAUCAUUGACACAGAUCGUGCAGUUUUCCUUGAAACUGAAACAUUACAACCUUGCGACAUACACUUCGAAUUUCCGCCAACUUGUAGUGUUUAUGCAAUUGCAAUAAUAACAGACUGCCAAAAAUUGGAAAUGUUUAUUGGCAAGUGCGAAGAAUACCACAAAACGUUCUAUGGCGAACUGGUUGAUGAGGUAGACGGCUCUCGAAUUUACUACCACGACGUUGAGCUUAGUAAUACUCCUGUGUCAAACUUUAAUAUAAGAUUAAUUCCAAAGGAAGUGACUUUAUGGAUAUAUGGAAUAGUAGUGGCACUCAAGCCAAACAUGAAGGCCCUAGCCGACAGUAUAUUUGCACCUACAAUUGAUUUUAACAAUGUGCAAAAUAUCCUUGCCGAAUCCAAAAACAAAUUAACUCCAGAUGCAGAACGUUGCCGCAAAUUUGUUCAAUCGUACGCGAGCUCGAAGACUACAUUGAGGCCCCCUAAUUUGGACUCAAUAGUAUCUAUGAUGAAUGGAAACUUAUUGAACAAUACUUCAACAGUUGCGAACAAGGGCAGCGGCGAAUACUCAUCGGAAACAUCCAAUGUCGAGACGAAUUACAACAGCACUUGCAAAGAACAAAAUAUAAAAUCUCAACCCAUAGGAGAAGCUAAUGAAAUCUUUAAACCUAUCAUGGAUUACGUUGACAGUACUAUAUCAGAAAUGGAGAAGCGGAUACAAUCACGUAUUGAUGAGCUUGAAAGGAGGCAACAUAUGAAAUUAGAUAAAAUUUUAGAAUUAUUAAAUAAUAAAACUGAUCAAUGACAUUCAAAAAUGCCAAUAAAUGUCUAAGUCUAAGUAAAAAUCA